AUGUCUGCCCCAUUAUCUUCGGAUGAGAAGCUCGAGUACACCCGCAUUAUCGACGGCAUCUUAGCGGCUGCCGACCUGGAAACGGUCACUCGCAAGAAGAUCCGAGAAGGCCUCCAAGAAGCCAUCCAGAAGGAUCUCAGCGGCCAAAAGAAUGCCAUCAAAAACUUAACUGAAGAACGGUUCGACGCUAUAUCUGCCGACUCGACGCAGGCAAUACCGACGCCCCACUCCGGCGCCGCCGCCGAGCUUUCACCGCGACCUGAAACUAACGGCCAUUCCCCCGAGGUCAAGCCCGAGGGGGACGAAGACGCAGAUGUUGCCGCCGCCGACGACGACGACGGUGAAAUAGAGGUUUCGCUACCACCAGCAAAGAAAAAACAAAAACGCGAGAGCUCGAGCGAGGAUGCCGAUGCGCGUCUUGCCGCCGAACUCCAGGCGCAAGAGAACAGACGGUCGCGUGGCCCACUCACGCGCGGCGCCGGCGCAACCAAAGUCACCAAGAAGGUCAAGGCAAAACCAAAAGCAAAGGCAGCAAAGAAAAAGAGCGAGAAACGAGUGCGCUCGGGUAACGAUGACAGCGACGAGGACUCGGCAGAAGAAAAACAGAAACGGAAAGCAGGGGGUGGCUUUCAGAAACCUUUCAACCUCAGCUAUCCGCUAGCGGAAAUAUGCGGAGAGAGCCAGCUAUCACGCCCGCAGGUGGUUAAACGGCUUUGGGAACACAUCAAAGCCAACGAGCUCCAGGAUCCCAAUGACAAGCGGCAGAUACGAUGUGACGACAAGAUGCAAGCCGUGUUUGAACGGAGCCGAGUCGACAUGUUUCAGAUGAAUAAACUUCUCGGCAAUCAGCUCUAUCCCAUCGAAGACUGA
Messenger RNA from Lasiosphaeria miniovina, 870 nucleotides. RefSeq lists its product as uncharacterized. NCBI's taxonomy places the organism in Eukaryota, Fungi, Ascomycota, Sordariomycetes, Sordariales, Lasiosphaeriaceae. Gene Ontology annotation, molecular function: RNA polymerase I cis-regulatory region sequence-specific DNA binding. Gene Ontology annotation, biological process: nucleolar large rRNA transcription by RNA polymerase I; transcription initiation at RNA polymerase I promoter. The record is from RefSeq and is a predicted model, not a curated record. The transcript is spliced from 4 exons. Gene Ontology annotation, cellular component: nucleus; RNA polymerase I upstream activating factor complex. The coding region runs from base 1 to 870 and encodes 289 amino acids.